GCCUCGGCCUCCCCUCUUCGCUUGCCUUCCUUCCAACCCCUCAACUCCAACCCAACACCCGCCAUAAAUCCAACCCAACACAUAACCUCUUUCUCUCACACACACCAAGAAAGCAGGAGCAAGCAACCAACCAAGCUAGCUACCUAGCUGGCCGGCCAGCCAUGGCGCCGCCACCACCACGCCGCACCUCCCUACUGUUGCUGUCUCUCCUCCUCCUCCUCCUCCUCUCCGUCGUCAGCCAUGCAGCAAAGGAGGCGGCGGCGGGCUCGAGACGCCACGCAGAGCUCCAAGACGUCCAUGGGGAGGUGGACGAGGAGGCGAUGAGCUUCACGGCGGCGGCGGCGGACGAGCGGUGCGGCGGCGCCGGAGGGCGAGAAGGAGAGGGGGACGAGGAGUGCCUGAUGAGGAGGACGCUGGUGGCGCACACCGACUACAUCUACACCCAGGGAAGCCACAACUAGCUAGCACCAGCAGCUGCCUCAGAUUGCUCCAGUCGAUUCCAUAUGCAUGUAUGCUAGCUUCGGGUCACUGUAAUCUAGAUGGCGAAAAGCCAAACAGUGUCGAUAUCGAUUGUUGUCGCAUGAUCCAUGGAAAAGUUGUGUCGAUCAGUGAGAGUUUUGCAGUGGUUAUGUAACAUUAUUUUCUUUGGCGAAAUUAAUGGAGUCGAUUAUAUA
Molecule: messenger RNA, 674 nt
Organism: Phragmites australis (common reed)
Lineage: Eukaryota; Viridiplantae; Streptophyta; Magnoliopsida; Poales; Poaceae
Product: phytosulfokines 4-like
Exons: 2
Coding region: 162-461 (99 amino acids)
Biological process (GO): cell population proliferation
Cellular component (GO): extracellular region
Molecular function (GO): growth factor activity
Source: RefSeq, a predicted model, not a curated record